UAUCUCGAGAUCCCGCCGAAAGCGUUUGACAGUUCCCGCGCGCAACCGGUGUGUGAUACACGCACAGCACUCAUGCCUUCCGCGCAAACCUUCGUUCGUAAUCACGAGCCCGGUCAUGCCCCUCGGCGGGUGACGAGGAUUCCGAAAUUACCAGGAAUGAGGCUGAUCCAAGGCAGCCAGAGACGGGCGGUUGGCUGCGUCCUGCUGGCCAUCAUGGCUGUGGUAGCAGCUGCGUCAUACGACCGGGAGAGGCUAGAGAUCGCUAAGCAGAUCCUGGAAGAAGUACCGCUUACGGACGGGCACAACGACUUGCCGUGGAACAUCCGCAAGUUCCUUCGCAACCAGAUCAACGAGUUCGAGCUGGACACCGACCUGACGCAAGUGGAACCCUGGUCCAUCUCGAAGUACUCCCAUACUGAUCUUCCGAGGCUGAGGCAGGGCAUGGUUGGCGCUCAGUUCUGGUCAGCAUUCGUGCCCUGCAGUGCCCAGAACAAGGACGCUGUCCAGUUGACUUUGGAGCAAAUAGACGUUAUCAAACGCUUGGUUGAGAAGUACCCGCAGCACUUCCAAAUGGCUACUUCUGUUACUGACAUUCUGGAAGCUCACAGCGCACGGCCUCGUAAGAUUGCAUCACUCAUCGGUAUAGAGGGGGGACACUCUAUCGCGAACUCCCUGGGGGUCCUCCGUAGUUACUACCAGCUUGGCGUGCGGUACAUGACUCUCACUCACACCUGUAAUACGCCAUGGGCCGAUUCUUCAAAUGAACCACCCGCUGCCAAUGGCCUAACGGAGUUUGGUGAGAAAGUGGUGAGGGAGAUGAACCGUCUGGGCAUGAUAGUGGACCUCUCCCACGUUGGGGAAAACACCACCAGAGCAGCGAUCCGGCUGUCCAAAGCUCCGGUGAUAUUCAGCCACUCUUCGGUGUAUAGUCUCUGCCCUCAUAAGAGGAACGUUCCGGAUGAUAUUAUCCAAUCUUUGAAAGAAAACGGCGGCUUGAUAAUGGUGAAUUUCUUCCCUGACUUCGUGAAGUGCGCUCCCAAUGCUACUAUCUCCGAUGUCGCUGAACAUUUCCACUACAUCAAGAGGAUGAUCGGAGCUGAUUACGUCGGCAUCGGCGGAGAUUAUGAUGGCGUCAACCGUGUACCCCGCGGGCUGGAAGACGUGUCCCGUUACCCGGAUCUGUUCGCGGAGCUCCUCCGCAGCGGCCAGUGGACCGUGCAGGAGCUGAAGAAUCUCGCUGGUUUGAACAUGCUGCGCGUGAUGAGGCAGGUAGAGAAGGUCCGAGAUGAAAUGCGCACCAACGGCAUCGAACCCGAAGAGCAUCCCGACUCACCCUCCGACAACGGCAACUGCACCAGCAAUGCAUUCUACACGGACUAUGCUUAAACACUCUACACCAGGGGUUCUCAAACUUUUUCAGCUCGCGGCGCAGUUUCAUGUUAAGUUUUUUGUCGCGGCAACCUAGCUAUUUGAAAAGGAUAUCGUCGGUAUAGGUACCUACAAUACGAGACUAGAUUAGGGCAAUCUAUGCUAUGUUUCUUGAGCGCACAAAAAAGGUACUCUACUUUCUACGGCGCACAGUUUGGGAACCCUUGCUCUACACUAUGUCUGCCUUGAUACGAUGCUCUUUCGUUUAAGUACUCAGCGGUCAAUGGAUGGGCUAGAUAAGUUCAGCGGGUUGGGGAUGAGACUGAGAACUUGUUGCUCUUUCGCACAUAUCAGUGUUGUUUGUGUUGACUGCGGUAGUUGUGUAUUUUUUUGGAAUUUGAAACUGUUUAUUUAAUGUGUUUUAUUAAAAUUAUAAAUCGCCUUCUACAUUUAUUGUAUUGUAUUUAAUAAAUUUUUGAAGUUAUUGGAUAUUACCUAAUUCUAUCGCAGUGUAGUUAUUUCAGUUUCAUCUCCAAUGCUCUGCUGAGAACUGUAGUUUAGAUAAUUAUAAAAAAAAAAUUAAUAUACUUAAUUAAUCUUUUUUGAAA
Messenger RNA from Colias croceus (clouded yellow), 1976 nucleotides. RefSeq names its product dipeptidase 1-like. Gene Ontology annotation, biological process: proteolysis. Lineage: Eukaryota; Metazoa; Arthropoda; Insecta; Lepidoptera; Pieridae. The record is from RefSeq and is a predicted model, not a curated record. Bases 73 to 1386 code for a protein of 437 amino acids. Gene Ontology annotation, molecular function: metallodipeptidase activity. The transcript is spliced from 12 exons.